AGAAACUUAAGCAGAACUAUUCGACCAUCUUCCUCUGAAACAUUUUGAUUGCCUUUUUGAUCAGUAGCCGCAGGAAGUCCCCAUUUUUCUAGCAAUGGGUUACGUACAGGAAGCACGUGAGAAUCACGUGAAGAAGAAAGUUGAAGAAGCUUUAAGGAGCAAAAUGAAGCAAAAGGCACUGAAAGAAUGUGAUCAUUACACUUCAAAGUAUGCUCAAUGUGCUGCCGGGAGGACUAUAUCUAUUGUAUGGCAAUGUCGUAAACAAGCUAAAGAAUUAAAUUAUUGUCUUCAUCAAUACACCAAUGAUGCUGUCUUGGAGGCAAUGAAGAGAGAAUACACGCUUCAGGAAAAUGAGAAAGGAUCUGCAAGAGUCUAAGCUCAUUCCGUUUGGUGGCUACAAUUCUGCAGAGGAGUCUUCAACGUACAACUUGUUUGUCUUAAUCCAUAUGCCUGCAUUGGACCUGCUAUUUUUUAUCCAAUCUGGCUUGUCUUGACAAAGAUGCAGUGCCAUGGGGCAAAUACCUUUUUUAUGUGGGAUUGGAGGCUUGAAUCUCCAAUAGUUGCAAAUACCUAAUGCAUUUGAAUCGUGGAUCUAUCUGGAAUUGCAGUUUGAGAUUUCAGGCUCUCCAAACCAAAUGUUGUUUGUUAGAGUAGAUAAGCAAACUAUUCAACUGAAAACCAUGCUUCCUAUGCUGAAUGAUUAACUUAUACCAAUCAUCUCUUUUUGGUUAAUUUAACAUUUAUUUUCAUACCA
Messenger RNA from Theobroma umbraticum, 754 nucleotides. Its product is annotated as Cytochrome c oxidase biogenesis protein Cmc1-like protein. Lineage: Eukaryota; Viridiplantae; Streptophyta; Magnoliopsida; Malvales; Malvaceae. The record is from RefSeq and is a predicted model, not a curated record. Gene Ontology annotation, cellular component: mitochondrion.